ACAAAAAAACAUUAACUCGACUCGUGAUUUCGCUUGAAAGUACGAUUGUUGCUUAAUUUCCAAUUUUUAGGUCCACACAUUUUGGGAAGAAGAGGGAGGUUUGGAUAAAGCUACUCUUGACUUGCUCGGCGACCGUUUUGCUUUGGAAGGUGUCAGUGGAGUGAUCGCAUCAGCAGAGAAAAGUUUGCAAACAGUGGUAUCCGAAGCUAUUCGUAUAGUACAGGCGUCGAGUCUCCUGGCCAUACAAAAUAGCGCUAACGCUAAUGUGAAAUGGAUUUACGAACUGGCAUCAGAUGCAUCACAUUGCGGUUUUGAUUCCGUUAGACUGUCAACAUUCCGCUGGACCACGGCAAAGGAUCAAGACAGCUAUGAGCGAAAGUUAUUCACGACCAAAGGGAAAGACCUAGAGGGUGCAAUCACCGUGUCGGCAGUUUCUCGCGAAGGACUAAUCUGUGAUUGUAUACUGCCACAUGGAUCCGGAAAGCUCAAGGCUGGAGCCCAACCUGAGAUGAGCUUAGCGGUGGCUAUGCAGCCGAAAGCGAGUCUAGCCAAUGGUCUCGUAGAGACAAAACCGGUGCAGACCGACGCAUCCCAAAAGGUUGAUCAAUUACCAGAAGAUGGACACCUGCAGCUGGUGACAGAUGAGAAUAUUGUUUUUGGAGAUAUCACCAAGUUCCUCUCAGUUGACACAUAUGCAGGUGGCUAUGUAUAUGCUUUGGCUACAUUCAAAUCAGAAGCGGGAGAGGUCAAUCGACUAAUGCGAAAACAUCCUGCUAUGGAUGCUUGGCUAGUACACAACGCUUUGCUAUCUGAAGUAGCCGAGUCAGCAACGCUGUCUACAGAUCGAAAACAAGGAUGUAUCAUAUCCGAAGAAGGCACUCGUGUAGCACUUUUCCGCGUACAGAAUACCAUGUUAGAAGAACAACAACCAACUCUUCUUGUUGAAGCUUCUCCGCACCGUCCAGCUUUACAACUGCUGUCACAUCAUCACUUACGAUAG
This is a messenger RNA of Strongylus vulgaris, 1000 nucleotides long. The record is from the annotation of a GenBank genome assembly. NCBI's taxonomy places the organism in Eukaryota, Metazoa, Nematoda, Chromadorea, Rhabditida, Strongylidae.